UUCUCAAGAAUAUUCGGUGAUUUCAUUUAUAGGUUAAGAUUAAAACAAGGUUAAUUUUUGGUUUACAAUAUUUUCAUGUUUAUUUUAACGAUUCUGAGGAUACUAAAAUAUUAAAAAUGGUUCUACAGUUGAAAGAACAAUUUGAGGUUGAAUCCAAACAUACUGCCUUUUAUACCGGAGGAAAUGUAGAAUGGCAUGGGGACAUAUUUUAUUGUCAAACAGAGUCCGCAAUAAAUUUGUUCAACACUGCUGAUGGCAAAGUUUCAAGAACAGUUGGCGAAGAAAAUUCUGAAGAUGCAGACUUUAUUCAAACCUUCACCACUGAUGGGUCAAGAAUAGUAUCCUCACAUAAAAGUGGCCUUCUCAAGUCAUGGAACGAAUCAGGAGAACUGGAAAAAGCAUGGAAAUAUAUUCACAAGGGACCUAUUGCUCGAUUACAGUUGAAUGGAAAUCUUUUGGCUAGUGGAGGGGCAGAUGGUGGAGUUAGAAUUUGGGACAUGGAAUAUCACUCUUGUGUCUCGAGCUUCAAGGAAUGUCAGGGUGUUGUGAAUGCUCUCAAGUUCCACCCAACUGAACAGGAAAUAUUAGCUUCAGGAGAUGAUGGAAAAAUUUUUCAUUUCGAAUGGAAGGAUGGAAACUUCAAGAAAAAAUAUGACAAACAUUUCAGUAAAGUGACUUCUAUUGUUUUUACUCACGAUAACACUCACUUCAUUUCAUGUGGAAGAGACAAGGUGAUGAUAUUAUGGAAAUUCAUGGAUAACACUCCGAUAAAAUCAAUACCAUUUUUUGAAUCUAUAGAUUCUAUUAUAAGUUUGCCCUUAAAAUUCAAAUUACCUGGUUUUAAAUCUGACCCGGAGUGCUAUUAUGUUGCUGCAGCUGGUGAAAAAGGCAUCAUCACAAUUUGGGACGUAUUAAAUGUGACGCAGAUCUACGUGCAAGAUAAUUCAUUGGUUACUCCUGCUGAAGAAGGUGCAUUAGCUGUAUCAAAUCUUCUUUUGAACAAGGAGUUGAAGACAGUUGCUGUAGUAACUGUAGAGCAUAAUAUUAUUUUAUAUCAUUUGAAAUCUUUUGCUUGUGUUAAGCAGUUUAUUGGAUUCUCUGAUGAAAUAAUCGAUAUUGCAUUCAUGGGGCAGGAUGAUACUCACUUGGCUGUUGCUACAAAUUCAUGUGAUAUCAAACUUUAUGAUAAUAACACAAUGAACUGUCAGUUAUUGAAGGGACAUACCGAUAUUGUAUUGUCAUUAUCGGUGUCUAAAACUAAUCCCAAUUUAUUAUUAUCCUCAAGUAAGGAUAAUACAAUAAGGCUAUGGUUAUCUUCGAUUCAAGUUGAAUGUAUAGGAGUUGGUAAAAGACACACAGAUACAGUGGGAAGUUGCUGUUUCAGUCAAACUUCUGCAAGAUGGGCUGUGAGUGUUGGUAAAGAUCACUGUUUGAAGCUUUGGGACAUUCCUUCUACUAAAGACGAUAAACUAAUAUCACUCAACUGCCCAAAAACAGAACUUGCCCAUCAAGACGAUAUAAACUGUGUUGCCGUUGGACCAAAAGAUAACAUAAUUGGUACAGCUAGCAAAGAUAAAAAAGCCAAACUGUGGGAUGAAAAUUUAAGACUUAUUGGUGUCUUGAAUGGUCACCGAAAAGGAGUGUGGUGUAUAAGAUUCUCACCUGUUGAUCAGUUAGCGGCCACCUCUUCAGCAGAUUGUUCAAUAAAGUUAUGGAAUCUUAAGGACUUAACUUGCUGCAGUAACAUACUGAUUUACGAUGCAAGUGUUUUUAAUAUUCGUUUCAUAUCAAAUGGAUACCAAAUUUUAUCUAGUGGAGGUGAUGGUAAUAUACAAAUUGUGAACAUUAAGGAUUCAAAAUGUCAACUAUCUUUGGAAGAGCAUGAUGGAAAGGUUUGGGGUAUGGCAAUAAAACAAGAUGAAUCCAUGAUUGUGACAGGUGACUCAAAUUCGACUCUGAUCAAGUGGAAGGACGUGACUGAACAAAAAAGAUUGGAGAAAUUGAAAGAAUCUGAAGAACAAGUACUGGAUGAACAAAAACUCAAUAAUUAUUUACAAGAUCGUAAUUGGUUGAAGGCUUUGAAAUUAGCUUUAAGAUUGGAUAAACCUUUCAGAGUUUUAAAUAUUGUUAAUGAAAUCAUAAAGAGCAAGGAAGACGGGUUGAAAGCCACCAUUGAACAAUUGAGGGAAGACCAGAAGAAUUCCUUAUUCACUUAUGCAGUUAACUGGAAUACCAAUAAGAAGAACCGUAAAGCAUCUCAAAUAAUAUUGGAAAUAUUGUUAGAUCAAAUUAUCGAGGGUACUUUCAAACCUUCUAAUCUUUCCUCAAAUCUAGAAGGUGCUCUUGCCUACACACAAAAAUAUUUUGACCACUCCAAAGAAUCUUUGAAAAAAUGUCAUUUUAUAAAUUAUUCAAUGAACUGUAUGAAACCACAUAUGAAAAUAAAAACUCAAGAUAUUUAGUCCUUAUUUUUCA
Messenger RNA from Coccinella septempunctata (seven-spotted ladybird), 2475 nucleotides. Its product is annotated as transducin beta-like protein 3. NCBI's taxonomy places the organism in Eukaryota, Metazoa, Arthropoda, Insecta, Coleoptera, Coccinellidae. Gene Ontology annotation, molecular function: protein binding; U3 snoRNA binding. Gene Ontology annotation, biological process: endonucleolytic cleavage to generate mature 5'-end of SSU-rRNA from (SSU-rRNA, 5.8S rRNA, LSU-rRNA); endonucleolytic cleavage in 5'-ETS of tricistronic rRNA transcript (SSU-rRNA, 5.8S rRNA, LSU-rRNA). The record is from RefSeq and is a predicted model, not a curated record. The transcript has 2 exons. Gene Ontology annotation, cellular component: small-subunit processome; nucleolus; 90S preribosome. Bases 117 to 2462 code for a protein of 781 amino acids.